Molecule: messenger RNA, 5155 nt
Organism: Amphiprion ocellaris (clown anemonefish)
Lineage: Eukaryota; Metazoa; Chordata; Actinopteri; Pomacentridae
Product: olfactory receptor class A-like protein 4
Exons: 2
Coding region: 3390-4490 (366 amino acids)
Biological process (GO): G protein-coupled receptor signaling pathway
Cellular component (GO): membrane
Molecular function (GO): G protein-coupled receptor activity
Source: RefSeq, a predicted model, not a curated record
GUCAUCGUCCCACACAGUGCUUCAGGUGUCUGUCAGUGACGGAAAAGCAACCAGCAGAGUCUUCAGAUCACCGCUGGCUGCAUGGAGGCUUUUUAACCCACCUGCAGCCCACCUGUGCUGCUCACCUGCACCCCUUAGCAGCCACAUCACACGUGCUAUUUGUGUAAAUGACUCGCAAAGUAACACUCAAAGCACGGCUGUUGUAAGCUCUGCCUUUUUCACGUCCUUGCUUUAUUUUAGCUUGAGAGAUCCAGGGUGCCAUGCUUGUUUGAAAAGAUGUUUACAAGGUUCAAACAUUCAUCACUGUAAAAAAAAAAAAAAACUAUUUAGCUGUAGUACUUUUUAAAAGCGAUUUAUGAUUAUCUUACAGUUCAACCUGUUUUGUUAUAUUACAUAAAAUAACAUUCAACUCCAUUAUAUUCAACUUUAACCAUGAAAAAACUGUAAAUAAGAUGGAUUUUUAUGGUAAUUUGCUCUUUUAAAACAUUCAACCACAAAAUUGCACCUCUUCUACUGUGUUUAAGUCAGCCAAAUAUCCCCUAUUUGGGUAAUUUACAGACACAAGCAAACAAUCAAGGUAUUAUUUACAUAUUAACCCUAAAAAAAUGACCAAAACUGCAAAUAAUGUCCAACUCAAAAAUCAGUAUUUUUUUAAAUUGAGGGUAAUUUGUUGUUUUAAAACUUUUGACCAUGAAUUCACACCGUUUUUUCUGUUUAAUCAGAAAAAAUAGCAUUAUUUUACAGAUAUUUGAAUGAGAAAUUAUGUAUAUUAAGGACUGAAAAAUUCUAAGUGAUUUUAUUGUACAGAUUUUCUCUGUUCUGUUAAUUUACAGAUAAUAAUUAGUAAAAUCACAGAAAACAAAUAUACAUUCUACUAUGGUAUGAGGUUUACUGGUCAACACUAAUCAACACUAGCCGUAAUUGUAAUUAUCUGUAUAUUCCAAUAUUUUCUUCUUUUAAAAUUUAUAAAUAUUAUUGUUAAUUCCAGACACAUGUUCAACAUUUAAAAAUGCAUUUACCACUAAAAAAAACCUAAAGCAAUUUGGGGUAAAGGAUAAGGCUAGUUACAUUUUUAUGGAUUGGUAACAUUUAUUUAUUUAAAGGCAUAAAGGUAUGACAAACUGUAGUCUUAUGAAAGCAUUUUAGAAACCAAGAAAAAAUAACUUAAUGUAAAAAAAAAAAAGGAAAAAUGGCCUAUCUUAAGGCAUCAGUGUAACAUUAUCAACAAUAUUCUUUGCUGCCUAAAUCCACUUGUUAGUCUACAGUGCUUUGUGAACUAUUCACACCAUCGGUUUUUACAGUAACCUGCUGUUAAUGAUUAUUCUUGUCUUUGGCUCCAAAAAGCAUCAGAUUUUUACAAUGCUUCAUUGUAUUGCGGAAAAACAGUGCAUUACUGAUAGAAUUUGGCUGUAUUUUUUAUAGUCAUUUAUUAAAGGGUACCUAUACAUGUGUGUGUUGAAAAUAUUUUCUUUACAAACAUGCAAGAACAGAGAGACUCAGCUUGGAAUAAUUUUGCAUAAGGACAUGAGAGCAGAACAUCGUUAACGAGCAAAAAUAUUGUUAAUCAGGUAAAAUAGUUAAAUAAUUAAAGGUUCAAAACUCCUCUUUACAUUAAAUUGUCUGUUUCCCCUAAGGAUAUUCUUACUCUAAUGCCAAAUAAAAAUUUCACCUUGUGAAUCAAUUUAUUUUACUUGUGUAUUAGAGCACACCAGCUGGGACCAUAUUGCAGACUGCAUGAACCAAAGUGUCCACUUGCAGUACCUUUCUGUAUGAUUUCCUGUUGAUUACAGUUUUGGUUGCAUAUUAUUAAGUGAUGCCUUGCAAGAAGAGACACACAAUGCAGCGUCAGCACUAAGAAAGCUAGAUUUAAAUUUUGUGUUGAUAAAAAGAAUCUGUGUAAUUUGCUGAAAUGCAUCUUUCAGCACACACAGUAGGAGGAGUAGAAGCAGUCAGGGAAACAAAGGAAUACUCUCAAAGCCUUUAUUCUGCAGUCAUUCAACACAAUAGAGACAUUAGAUGUUACUACAAAAUGGAAGGUUGUUGCUAAUGAUCAUACCCGAUUUAAAUUUAUUUUAGUAAAAUGUUGUUGUUUGUGUAAUACAAAGUGUUGAUUAAUGCAAGUUUGAAUUAAUUCAAUGUAAAAGUCCAAUGCAGGGGAACUGGUUUCCACAGUUAUACCUUAGUGAUUCUCGUAAUGUUCACAUUCUUUUGACUGGGUGGGGAUUUUGAUGGCCAACUUUAUGGUAAAUUUUGAGACAGUAGGUUGCAUUGUUCUUCUGUAUUAAGAUUUACUGUAAGAUACUGAUAUCAGAAACAGCAAAGACGUGAUGUCGUAGUGCAGUUGCUGCUUUCAUUUUGGUCGUCCUCUGUUCAUACAGCAUCAGCUGGGGUUUUAAAGCAACCUGACUCCUGUGCAGAUGUACUUAAACAACUGUUAAACAAGGUCACAGAUAUAGGUUCUCUAUUUGAUAUCAUCAUGAAUAAGUCAUAGUUAUACAAAAUGAAUAUUUAAAAAAAAAAAAAAAAAAAACUUAAAAUGUUUCAUUAUAUGAUGGUCUUUUAAAUAAAGAAAACUCUUCUGAUGAUAAAUAAUCUCAUGAACAAUACAAAUAAUCUAUUAGCAAUCUGUCUAUUGAUGCACAAUCAAGAUGCUUCAUUGUUCUCUACUUCAGUACAUUUAAUUAAGCAGUGCUUAGUCGAGAUUAUUUUAAGCAACAAUAGUCUUGUCCCAAGAGACAAACUUGGCAAGCCAAUAGAUAAUUAGUACCAAGGGAGAGUAUGAUUGGCUGACUAAAAAGAUAAAAAAUGCUGAAUCAGUUGGGCAGUCUGUUUCAGCUCUCACUUGUCUCACCUGAAAUGUUCCAUAGGAUCAUUGUUUAAUUCUGGGUGAUCAGUAAUUUAUGGUACGUCUGAUCAGCUGAUUCUGUCUAUUCCCAUUUGGCCAAGAUCGUCAUGGGACAUUAACUAGAAAAACUGAAAAUAAUUAAACAAGCCAACAAUAGAAACACCCAGGACAGAUUACUGGUCCAUUUCAACAUACAUAUCCAUAUCAGUGAUUGACUGUAUAAACAGUGACCCACACCUGUUGAUGUGACUGUUUUUUGAGACAUCAUUGCAUUUGCAGCUGGUUCGUGACGCAGGACCAAAACGUGGAAAAUGCCUGCCUUUGUACUCUCAAAGCAUCAACAGAUUAGAUUAAAUUGACCCUGAGCCCAGUCAGCAAUUAUUUGUUCAUGUGUGAUAAAUCGCUUUGUUUGUCUGUGUGCACAUAUAAAACACCGUGAGGGCCAUCAGCAGCAGUUGUACUGCGUGCGAAGCCCCGAUGUAUCACUCUCACAUGCUUGUCACAAAGAAAAAGCAGACUAUGUCACCAUGCAGAGGAUGAUGCCAUGUCAGAGGAUCUCACUAUAGAAGCUGUUUUGUUUGGGCUCUUGGUCUUUUCUGGCAUACUGGGAAACAUGUUGGUCAUCCAUGUGGUGCUUCAGUCAGCCAUCCAGAGUCCAUCUCGGAGACUUCCUCCCUCCGACACUAUUUUGGUGCAUCUGUCACUAGCCAAUCUGCUGACCUCACUUUUCCGCACUGUGCCUAUUUUCGUGUCGGACCUGGGUUUGAAUGUGUCUCUGGCUCCGGGAUGGUGCAGAGUCUUCAUGCUGCUGUGGGUGUGGUGGCGAGCUGUGGGUUGUUGGGUGACUCUAGCACUUAGUGUCUUUCACUGCACCACCCUGAGGCGACAACAUGUGGCCUUUGGACCUCUCGCAAUGCAGAGGGAGAGGCGGAGGGUCUGGAUUGUUCUGGGGCUGGUGUGGGGGGCAAACCUGGCCUUCUCUAUCCCGGCGCUGGUGUAUAGCACACAUGUUCAUGGCAACGCCACUGUGGAGCUCAUGGUGAUCAGCUGCACCACCAGACCUCUGCUCGGCUGCAUCUGGGAGUUUCCCACCAUCGAGCAAGGCUCUGCCUUCGCCUCCACUUCACUGGCAUUAAAUGAGGUUCUGCCGCUGGUGCUGAUGGUUUGCACCAACUUCGCCACAUUGCACGCUCUGGCCAAGCACAUUCGAGCUGUUACCUCAGGGGGGGAGUCAGGAGGGACCCAUGGGGAGCUGGACAAACAUGUAUCCACUGAACGUAAGGCAGCUCAUGUAAUCAUGUCACUGGUGUCGCUCUUUGUGGUCUGCUGGGCGCUGCAGGUUGCUGCGGUAACAUACUACAACCACGACGGGGGGCAUCACGCUGAAGGGCUGCUGACUGUAGCCCAUUUCUCUGCUUCCCUGUUUGUAGGAUUCAGUCCCAUGGUGGUGGCACUGGGACAUGGUAAGCUCAGGAGGAAGAUCUCCAGUAUGAUACUGGGGUGGACUAAAGUUCUUAAAUGUCACAGAGGUGACACUGAAGAGGGCAGUAAAUCCCUAAAGACUAAAGAAAAGGGAAAAGAAACGGUUUUUGUUAUUCAAAAAGAGAUGAAAGUCAUAAAAGUGGAAGGAGGAGCAAACAAAUGAUGGAAGGACUGCAUUGAUCCUUCUAUAAACGCUGAAGAAAUUAAGCCCAUCAUCAAUUAGAAUUGUGAAACUGUUGUCAAGUAUUAUUUUAGCUUAAUUUUGAGGCAUUUAUUGAAAGUCAAACUGAGACAAAGUAUGUUAGAAAAUCUUGUAAGAAUCUACAAACACCAGACAUGCCACAUUAUGGGUCAGAGACCACUGUCCUACAAUAUUUAUACUUAUAUAAUAUUUCAGUAUGGCAUUAUACUACAGGGGGAGAAUAUGAAAUGCUUUAUCAGAAACCAGUAGCUAAUAUUAUCAUACUGAAUCAAUAGCAAAAUGUUGUUUGUUGACAACUAAUGAAAACUUGUUGUAAGAUAAUCUAAAUAAAUCAGUGUUGACAGUUUUGGUAGAUUUUUAUCUCUUUUGACAUUUUGUUUAUUAUAAAUAACAAAGGCAUCACACUAACUACAUAAAGAAAAAAAUUCAUUGGGUCAUGCAACACACAUCGUUUUGUGAUGGCUUUAUCAUUCUUUGCCUUUCCGUUGAGUCCAUCUCCAGCCACUCAAGCACAUACAGAGGUUUACAGAACAAGAACAUUUAUGACCAUGAACUUUUGAAACUGAUGAAUUUGAAAUUUUUGAAAUUUGAAGGAAGAUGAUACUAAUAAAGGUUUAUGAUUAGAA